Molecule: messenger RNA, 529 nt
Organism: Lactuca virosa
Lineage: Eukaryota; Viridiplantae; Streptophyta; Magnoliopsida; Asterales; Asteraceae
Source: the annotation of a GenBank genome assembly
CUCUCUCUGAGCAACACCCCAGAGGUGAGACAAUGAAGCACAGCGUCCGUUGUGGUGUUCCUUUAAUCUUCAUUCUUUCCCUUGUUGUCUUUUCACAUACAUCUGCGCGUUUCUUGCACACCAAACCAGGUGAAAAGAUGGUGGAACACGAUGAAUCGAUCAACAGCAGUGAGGGAUCUCUUGUUGAGUUGGAAACCAUCAACUCCGUGAAUGAGCUUAUGGGCAUGGAGAACUGUGGAAGUGGAGACGAAGAGUGUUUGAAGAGAAGAGUUCUUGCUGAGGCUCACUUGGACUACAUUUACACCCAGCAGCGCAAACCUUGAAAUAUAUAAGUCGUAUUUCACCUUCUCGAUCUAUAUAGCUUUUUCUUUCUCACUGUAACAUAUAUGUCUUAAAAGGAGAGACCUAGCUAGAUGGAGGACUAGCAAAAAUCAUAUACUCAACUGGGAGUCCGGGUGUAAACCUUGUAAUUUUAACUAUAUCAACACUAAUUCUAAAUAACAUAUUAUAUAAUAUGCAUUCAUGAGCA